AUGCCUCGUGCUGAUCAGAAAUUAACAGCUCACGAACAAGCCUGGGAGCGCGCAGAGAUCCUUCAUCGUGAUAUUAGCAUCGGCAAUAUCAUUAUCGACAUCGACUCGUUGGCCACCAAGCGUCCCAAGGGACUCUUAUGCGACUGGGAUUUGAGCAAGAGCAAGGAUAGGAUCGGCCGCACCACUCAGACUGUGCGAUCGGGAACGUGGGCAUUUAUGUCCGGUCCGUCACUUGCUUAUCCACUGAAGCCUCCGGAGGUGUCCGACGACCUAGAGUCAAUCGUCAAUCUCAUGUAUUGGAACGCCUUACGGUUUCACAAGCGCGACUUAUCGGACUCGAAGUAUUGGAACGCCGACGCGAAGGAAGUCGGAUACAACGACCGGCUAGCGAGAUUUGUGUGGAAAUUCUUCCUUGAUGACGAAAAGUAUCAGUCUACCCAAGGUGCGCUCUGGAUUGGCGGGGAGACCAAGUUCUACCGAUACUCGAAGCCCAAGCUGCCUUUCAGGCUGGCAAAGAAAGACAUGUUCAAGCUUCUUCUUGAAGAUUUGCACCAGCUCUGCUACAAACAUUAUCGGUCCCUCGACGAGGAUGAGUUGGAGAAAUACCUUCCACCCGCGCAGACAGAGGAGCCAAGCCCUGAAGCGAGUCCAAGCCCUGAAGCGGGUCCACUUAUGGAGAGACAGCUGAUCAGGGUCACACGGAGCCCACCCCCCUCGGAACUCGUCUCCGAUCCCCUUGCCAACCAUGCACAGCUGAAGGUCGUUCUCUCUUCGUUCGUCGAGAACCGUCAGGGCUGGUCGGCCAACGACAAGACUCCCGACCAGUUUGAAAACCUUCCCGACAUGAUCGUGGUUCCUGACAAGCAAGAAUCGUUCAUGUUUGGCAAGAGGAAGACCCGGGAAGACGACGACACCCAGGAACAGCCCAACAAGAUACGCCGUACACAGUGGAGCCGCUCCUAGUUCCAUGGAAACGAUGUACAUGGUCUUCGCUUACUUCUUCAUGACCCAAUCCAUACUCCUUUGCAUCCUGUUUAUUCUCUUUUCCUGACGCAGUGUUGCGACAACCGUCGUUUAUACGUUUCGGCGCUCGUAUGGUCAUUUUAAUGUCG
Phanerochaete carnosa HHB-10118-sp is the source of this 1112-nucleotide messenger RNA. RefSeq lists its product as uncharacterized. The transcript is spliced from 2 exons. Bases 1 to 963 code for a protein of 320 amino acids. The record is from RefSeq and is a predicted model, not a curated record. NCBI's taxonomy places the organism in Eukaryota, Fungi, Basidiomycota, Agaricomycetes, Polyporales, Phanerochaetaceae. Gene Ontology annotation, biological process: protein phosphorylation. Gene Ontology annotation, molecular function: protein kinase activity.